AUGAACGACGACGAUGACAUGGAGCCCGCCGCCGCGCCGCGAUUUAAUCGAACACUCUCCAUGGUUGGUAAGGCCCCGGGGAAGCAGCAAAAUGUCCGCGCCGCGCAGCCACGUCAGCAGAGAGCGCCGCCGCAACAGGCGCAUCCGGACGAGGACGAGGAUCCGACAGAAUCGGAUCUCGGGCGGUCGAUGACGAUGGGGAGCAAGCCGCGGGGGAGACCCGCGGCGGGUUUUCCGCAACACGGGGGGGAGCGGGGAGGAAUGGGGGGAGGGGGAGGCGGAGGGGGGGGAGAUGGGAGCGGGGAGGAGCAGCUGGGACGAUCACUGACGCAAGUCGAUGCGCGCAGACGGGCGGCCGGGGGACGCGGGGCAGGCGCAGCGGGCAGAAGCGGAAGCCCCGCGCAAAGCGGGAUGCGCAAGUCCGCAAGCGGCGCAAGCCGGUCGCGGUCCCCCAUGGGCGCGGGUGCGGGCGGGGAUGAUUCGAUGAGCAUGCAGGGAAUGCAGCAGGCGCUGCCGCAACAGCCGCUGCUGAAAUCCGCGCUCAAGCGCAGCAGCGCGGCGCAAACGCCCACGGGCUACGGCGGUGGCGGAUUCGGCGACGAUGGCGGCGGGUACGGCGGCGGCCAGAUGAUGGGCGGAGGGGGAGGGGGAAGGGGAGGCAGGGCGGGGGGCGCUGCGCCAAACCCGCAAGGGGGAUAUGAUCGGUCCGGGAGCCCGUUCCGCGCAGGCGGGGGGCAGUAUCCCGGGGGAGAUGGUAACAUAUACUCCCCGCAAGGCGGAAUGGGGUACGGCGGGGGAGAGGCCGAGGGGUAUCAAGACGGGAUGUACGGUCAGGAUCCGCAGCAGCAUUACGGGCAAGAUCAGCAGUUCCAGCCGACGCCACGUCAGCAGCAGCAGUGGGGGGGCGCGCAGGGCGGCGCUAAUUCCGGGCGGAUGAUGGGGGGAGGCGGAAGUGGGUCGGCUAUGGGGCGGAAGAUGGGGGGAGGGGGGCAGCAACAGAUGAUGCAGCAGCAGCAGGGGCAGGCGCAGGGGCAGGGGCAGGGGGGGGGGCAGGGGCAGCAGGGGGCGGAAGACGAGUAUUACGGGGCGGGGGCGGGGAAUAUGUCUGAUGCGUCGGACACGAAUUUCACGCGGCGCCUGCAGCACAUGCAGGCGCAGCAGCAGCAGGACGAGGCCGCCGCGCUGCCCAUGCUGCCCCCGCCCAACGCGCCGCAAGUCGUGCAGUGCCAACGCUGCUCGCAGCUACUGGACGUGCCGCUUCAACUUCCCCCGGCCAAGAAGGGCGUGCAGAAGCUGCGCUGCAGUAAGUGCCUGCGAGUUUCACGCUUCCAGCACAACCCCUGUCUCCCCUCCCCCUCUCGCCCCCCUCAACCCUUUCUCAUCCCCCCACAGUGUCAGCGCUGUUCCCAGCUACUUGAGGUGCCGCCUCAACUUCCCCCGGCCAAGAAGGGCGUGCAGAAGCUGUGCCUCUCGCGUCCAGGUCAACCCCUGUCUCCCUCCCCCUUCCCGCCCCCUUCACCCCAACCCCGGCAGUGCCAGCGCUGUUCCCAGCUGUUGGAAGUGCCGCUUCAACUCCCCCCGGCCAAGAAGGGCGUGCAGAAGCUUCGCUGCGGCAAGGAGUCUGAUGAUUAUAUGGCGGAAGGGGGCGGGGGAGGCGGGAUGGGGGGCGGAAUGGGCGGGCAAGGGGGCGGAGCAGUGGGUGGAAGAGGGCCCGGGGGAAGGGGGAGAGGGGGGGGGAGGAUGGGGGCAGGGAGAGGCGGAGGGGUGAUGGGGAGGAGGGGGCCGGGGGGAAUGGGCAGGCAGGGGGGAGUGGACGGGGGGGAAAUGGCUGCGCCAUCUUAUGGACACAACCAGCAGCAGCAGGGGAUGGGCGGGGGGCCGGGGGGAAGCAUGGGCGGAAGCAUGGGCGGAAGCAUGGGGGGAAGCAUGGGCGGAAACAUGGGCGGACACAUGGGAGGGAACAUGGGGGGAGGCAUGGGGGGAGGCAUGGGGGAGGAGGAUGGGAUGAUGUAUAGCCGGCAGGUGAUGGUGAAUGGGCAGGCGCUGCCAGAUGAAUAUGUGGCUGUGGCAGAGCAGCGGGCGGGUCCCAUUCACCCGGGCAACUACUGGUAUGAUGACGUGGCAGGCUUCUGGGGUGAGAUGGGUGGGCCAUGCCUCGGCAUCAUCCCCCCUGGGAUCGACUUUGGUGUAGUGAUGCCACAAUCCUGUGCCGGAGGCUCAACCCGAGUGUACGUGAACGGCAGGGAGCUGCACCACAGGGACCUCGAGCGGCUGAUGAAGCGCGGGUUACCGGGCACGCCUGACUGCGGUUACCGCAUUGAGAUCACAGGCAACGUGUUUGACGAGGAGACCGGAGAGUAUUUGCUCUGCUUGGGCAAGCUCGCCCCUUCGCUGGAGAGCAGGAAGAGGGGUGCACGCUCCUCACUGGACCGUCCCGUUAACGGCAGCCCCGCUAUAGACUGUUCCGGUAGAGACGAUGAGUCGCCCAUGGUUCUGCAAACGGCUGACUCGCUGCGUAUCCACAGAAAGGCCAAGGAAGCUUCGUCAAAGCAGCACGACGGCACCUCGCCAGUCCCGCAGCUGAAGCUUCGGAUAGAGCCGCCAGUGCCGAGCCUCGAGUUGUCAGACCGAACCUCAAGCGCGAGCAGCCGAGCCAGCAGCAGCGGAAGCGAGAGCGGGAGCGCGACCCCCAACAGCGGCCGGCACGGCGGGGCGAACGGCGCAACGACCGCGAGCGUAGCGAGCAGCAGCAGGGCUAGCGUCGGCGGUGGGAACAGAGACCGGGACCGCGACAGGGGUAGGGAUGGGGCGCUUAGGGUUGUAUCGCUCCUGGGGGCCGCGACGGAGGUGGUAGCGACGCUAGGAUUGGAGCAUCUGCUGGUGGGGCGGUCGCAUGAGUGUAAGUUCCCGCCGUCCGUGCUCGCGCUGCCGUGCGUCACGGCGCCCGAGUCGGGACCGGGCGUGGAGGGACCGAGCUGCGGCACCAAGCACGACACGCUGUCGCAGCGCGUGCGGAAGAGCCUUUCCCGAUACCACGUGGACGUGGAAGCAAUAAAGCGACUGCAGCCAGAUGUGAUUAUAACGCAGGACGCGUGCGACGUGUGCCUGGUGACUGUAGCGGACCUCGAGGCGGCGUGCGCGGAGUACUUCAAGCAGCGAGAAGACUCUGGCCACGUGUGCCACGUGGUGUCGCUCAAGCCAAUCACGAUCUCGGACGUGUGGGACAACAUGGUUCAGGUGGCAGCGGCGGUCGGGCACAGGGAGAAGGGCUGCGUGCUCGUGCAGACUCUCAAAGCGCGCUGGUCGCUCGUGCGCAGGCAGGUUCCGCUGCGCGGAUCGUCCCCGCGCGUGCGCGUGGUGUGCCUGCAGUGGCUGCGCCCUCUCAUGGGCGCGGGGUUCUGGGUUCCGGAGAUCGUUGCGUGCGCGGGGGGGAAGAGCCUGUCGGGGAAGCCGGGGGAGCGCACUGCCAUGCUAAGUUUGGAAACCCUUCUAUCUUUGGACCCUGACGUCAUCAUCGCCAUGUGCUGCGGAUUGUCCAUGGAAGCGGUUCUAAGAGAGUUUCUUAACCUGGAUGAUUUGCCCCAGUGGAACCGGUUGAGAGCGGUUCAGACGGAUUCCGUCUUCGUGGCUGACGGCGACCGUUACUUUAACAACUCUGGGCCGACUAUAGUUGAGUCGGCGGAAAUCAUGGUGGAAAUUCUCCAUGCGCGCCGGUUCCCAAACUACAGAACCGUAGUGAACCGCUCUGGCGCCGCUGCUGGCGGUGAUAAUGACGGCCCGCUUUCCUCUUUCCGCAACAGCCGUGGAUUGGGCUCGGGACACGUGGCAGCAGGCGCGGAUUUCCCGGAGAUCGAGAUUAAGUACGAGGGGAGGGCGUACGCGCAGUUAACGGGCGGGUGCGUGGGGGCAUGGCGCGCGCUGCUGGGGGAUGGCGGAGGGGUCGACCAGGCGGGGGAAAGCUGGGGAAAGCUGGAUGUGGGGAAGGGGGGGAAUGCGGGGCGCGGCAUCGCUGGGGGAAAAGGGGCCGGGAGCAGGGGGGAGGGCGAGGGGGAGGGGUGGUUUGCGCAACUGGCGUCGGAAGCAGCGGCUAAGGGGGCGAAGGAAGCGGCGCGGGAGGCGGCUUUGGUGGCCAAGGCGGCGGGGAAGCAGCAGCAGCAGCAGGCGGGGCACGCGCAGCAGUUGCAAGGGCAGGGGAGCAGCAAGGGGGAGGUGACCAAGGUGGCGAACGGCGAAGUGCUUGCUCCUCUUCGCCCGCCUCCUGGUUACACGGGAAGUGUCACAGCAGCAAGCAGCAGCGCCGCUGCCGUCACCUCCGCCGCUGUUGCCGCCGGCGCUGCCGCUGCUACCAGCCUGGCGGGUGGCGCAAGUGCUGCGCCCCCCGCGCCCUCCCCCGAGCCCUUGGCGCCCCUUCCCUCCCCCCCCGGGCGCAGCUCCAGGCGGUCGCUGUGGGGGCUGAAGCGGGGGAAAGGGGGGAAGGAUGCGGAGGAGGCGGGGAUAGAGGCGGAGAGGAAGGAAGAGGAAGUGAGGAUAGGGGAAGCGCAAGCGCAGGAGCAGGCGCAGAAAUUGGCACAGGAGGAGCAGGAGCAGGAGCGGAUACAGCAACUGUUUUUGACUCAGUUGAGGCUAGAGGAGGAGUCACAGCAACAGAGGCAACCAGAGGCAACGCUAGAGCCUUAUCAACAGGAGGACGCUUCCCCCGCCUCCCCCUCCGCGUCCCCGCCUCCGCCCGCCAUCUCCCUGACAGGCGCGGCGCUCAAGGCCGCGCAGCUGCGCGCGCUGUUCCUCGCGACGAUAGAGGACUCGCUCCCCGCGGACUGCCUGCUGCUGUCGGGCGGGCUGGCCUCCACCAUCAUCGCGCACGCCGCCACGUCGCUCAUCUGGCCGGGCAGCAUCGCCGCCGCGAUUACAGUGCUCGCGAGCCCCAAGGCCGCGGACAGGCUGCCCGCGGCGGCGGCCGCGCGCGGGUGCCAGCUGGGCGCGGGGAUGGGCGCGGGGGGAAGCGGGGGGCAUGUGUUUGUGGGGGGCGGGCCGGGGUUCCAGCCAGAGCAUCUGCUGGAGACGGAGUUGCGGUUCGUGGUGCGCGUAUUGAAGAGCUUCGACCCCGCUGAGAUCCGCAUGGGCGUGGUGCUGGCGGCGGGGCUGAGGGAGGCCAAGCGGCAGGGGUUCUGCUCGGUGAUGGUGGGGGACGGCGCUGACGAGCUCUUCACCGCCUUUGACUUCAUGGUGCGAAUGAGCGAUGCCAAGCUGCAGGAGUGUCGGCAUCACAUGGUGGAUGUGCUGCGCUUCCCCUGCCGUGACCUUGCCCACGCUCUUGGCCUUGAGGUUCGGCAGCCGUUCCUGCACCCGGCCCUGCAGGAGUUUGCCUUGGGGCUGACCAAGGACGAGCUGCUGGGGGAGGGGCGCAGCGAGGAGUGGUGUGACUAUAACGAGGGCAACCUGCUGCUGCGCAUGGCCUUUCCUGAAGUGGUCUCCGCGCGCCGGCCCAAGGUCCCCAUUGAGGUGGGGGCGGGAACAGUGGCACUAACACGCCACUUUGCACGGCGGAUGGCACGGGAGGAGUUUCAGGCAGAGAGGGUGAGGGUGAAGAGGGAGGACCAGGUUCGGAUACGGGACCCCGAGCACCUGCACUACUACCAAGCCUUCCGGCAGGUGUUUGGAGGCCCUACGCUCCCGGGAGUGCAGCGCUGGCAGCCCAACGCCUGCUCUGCCUGCGGCUUCCCUCCUCUCUUCCCGGACCAGCUGCUCUGUGCCACCUGUGGCGAAUGCUCCACUCGCAAACCCUCCUCCCGCCGCCGCUCCCAACCCAACACCGGCCCUGGCGGUGUUUCUGGUGGUGCGUGUGUUGGGAGCGGUGCUGGAGACGUUGGGGCAGGUGCAGAUGGGUUCGGAGGGGUUGGAGUGGGUGGGGUGGAAGGGGCGCUCGGGAGGGUGCAGUCGGGUGUGGCUGGGUUUAGUGAGAGUGACGAGUGGGGCGAUGGGGAUGUGGAUGGGGAUGGGGAUGGGGACGGCACACACGAAGGGCUGAGCAGCAGCGGCAGUUUCUCGGACUGUGCCAGUAGCUUUUCAGGGAGGGAUGGGGGAGCGGAGGUGCUUGGGAUGGGGAUGAUGGGGGUAGGGGGAGGAGAGAAGGGUUUUGUGCUGGGUGGGGAUGAGUGGGAGGACAGUGGGCAUGGCAGUGGAAGGUUUUUGACUAAGGGAGCGGAAUCAGCACCUAAGUACAGAAUGCUUGCGGUUCCCGCUGCUCUGCUCGCCAUCAGCAGCGACGCGAGGGAGAACCGAAUAGUGCAAUGCAGCUCUGCACUGUUGGAUCUGCUCGGCGCGCAGUGCGGACACUCGCACAUCGUCGGAAAGAGCUUCCUCUCCUUGGUUCACCCAGCAGACCGAGCUUCUGCUCAGGCAAGCACCAUCUCUCCACAAUUCGCCGCAUCUCAAUUGCUCUCGAUAUUCAUUGUUCUCAAAUCCUGUUCCUCGGAACAUCCAACGCCUUGUCUCACCCCUUCCCCGGCACAGGAUGUGCUGGCUGGAUAUGCUGCCUCGGAUGGCGGCAGGACCAAGAGGCGCGUUGGGCGGAGGAAGCAAGAGGAUCGCAUGCUGCAGCGAUUGAGGGAUUCUGUGGAGCCUGUUCUGGCCGCACACCAGGACAUGGCUGCUAACAAGGACGUGCGGCACCAUAGCUCACAGCAUGAGUCACCAUCCUCUAGAGUCAAUCCCGUCAGAGUCACCCCUGCUAGAGUCAUCCCCGCUAGAGUCGUCACCCGCCCUGAAUCAAUCGAAGGGGAGGAACAGCAGCAGGCGGGCAGCAGCGGCAGGAGCAGCAAGAGUGGCGUUGGCACCCUUAGCGCUGACACCAGCAGUGGCGGUGCAAGGGAGGCAGCGCAGUGUGAAAAGGGUGUGGGGAGGGGAGAGCAGGCAACAGGGGAUGGAGAGACAAGUGGUGUUGAUGGUGCGAGUGGGGGGUGCAGAGGAGGCGGUGGUGUGGAGAGCAGAGAUGGGAGCACGGACACGAUGCAGCAGAUGGUGGGUCUGCUCAAGGGAGUGAAGCAGUCGCUACAGUGGAGCCAUGAAAGCGCCAAGUUCCAAGCCAUCUUUGAAAUGUCCAUGGACCCAAUUCUGAUCAACUCAAUCAAACAGAUUCCGCAUGACCUCAAUCCCGCUGCCGCCCGCAUCCUCGGAUUCCCCUCUACCUCUGCCGCCCUGGCGAACCUGCGCAAGGGCUACCUCCUCGAACACUCCCCUGUGGUACAGCCGUGCGGGCGGCCAAGCUUGGAGCUAUUCAAGGAAAUUCUGGAGGAGCUGAUGGAGAGAGGGGAGUGUGCGCCGUUUGAGUGGGUGCACACUCGGUUGGACGGUUCAGAGUUUCAUGUCCUCGUGAAGGUCAAGGUGGUGACGGUGAACGGAAUCUCAUACUACGUAUCAGUGUGGCAUGACAUAACCGAGAUGAAGCGCAAGGAGGAGGAGCUCAAGGCGGCCAAGGAGGCGGCAGAGGCGGGCAACGAGGCGAAGAACCGGUUCCUGGCGAACAUGAGCCAUGAGCUGCGCACCCCCAUGAAUGGCGUCAUCGGCGUCGCCGAGCUGCUCCUCCGCACCCCCCUCACCCCGCAGCAGCGCUCCUACGUCGACGUCAUCUCCUCCUCGGGGAACUCCCUCAUUCAUAUCAUAUCAGACGUUCUGGAUAUCACCAAGAUUGAGACCAACUCGCUGCUGCUGGAUUGCUGCCCUUUUAACCUCCGGGAGACGUUGGCUGAGUGUGUGGAGGCCGUUAGGCCGGCUGCAGGGAACAAGAAGCUCGCAAGCCGGGUGGGGGGGGGCGUGCCGGAGUGGGUGGAGGGCGAUCAGCUGCGGGUGAGGCAGAUUCUGCUCAACCUGCUCUCCAACGCCAUCAAGUUCACCGAUCACGGCCAAGUCCUCCUCUCCGCCGCCCCAGCCCCCAACCCCUUCGACCAUCAACCUGCUGACCCUCUCAACCCGCCCACUAGGCCCGAGAAGCAGCAGGGCGCCCCUUGUCUCGCCCUCUCCCCCAACCCCUUCGCCCAUGAAACCACGGUUACCCUUGACCCGCCCCUUCGGCCUGAGGAUGAGCAGGGAGCAGCAGCAGCAGCAGCAGCAGCAGCAGCAGCAGCAGCAGCAGCAGCAGCAGCAGCAGCAGCAGCAGCAGCAGCAGCAGCAGCAGCAGCAGCAGCAGCAGCAGCAGCAGCAGCAGCAGCAGCAGCAGCAGCAGCAGCAGCAGCAGCAGCAGCAGCAGCAGCAGCAGCAGCAGCAGCAGCAGCAGCAGCAGCAGCAGCAGCAGCAGCAGCAGCAGCAGCAGCAGCAGCAGCAGCAGCAGCAGCAGCAGCAGCAGCAGCAGCAGCAGCAGCAGCAGCAGCAGCAGCAGCAGCAGCAGCAGCAGCAGCAGCAGCAGCAGCAGCAGCAGCAGCAGCAGCAGCAGCAGCAGCAGCAGCAGCAGCAGCAGCAGCAGCAGCAGCAGCAGCAGCAGCAGCAGCAGCAGCAGCAGCAGCAGCAGCAGCAGCAGCAGCAGCAGCAGCAGCAGCAGCAGCAGCAGCAGCAGCAGCAGCAGCAGCAGCAGCAGCAGCAGCAGCAGCAGCAGCAGCAGCAGCAGCAGCAGCAGCAGCAGCAGCAGCAGCAGCAGCAGCAGCAGCAGCAGCAGCAGCAGCAGCAGCAGCAGCAGCAGCAGCAGCAGCAGCAGCAGCAGCAGCAGCAGCAGCAGCAGCAGCAGCAGCAGCAGCAGCAGCAGCAGCAGCAGCAGCAGCAGCAGCAGCAUGGGUCAGAGGAAAAGGGAUGUGGUGUGAAACCGGAGUGGCAGCGGCAUCUGAGGCAGGUCAAGGCCUAGAGGUGAUUGAGACAGGUCAAGGUUGCAAGGGAGUGAAAAUAGAAGGCGCUGCCCGUUCAACAGAGGAAGGUCCGGAGGGUCAAGGUGGUAAGCAGAUGCGAGAAAGCAGGUUAUGGAGGGAGAGACAUGGUGAGACAAGGAUGCCUCUUGAAGAGGUUGUAGCAGGUGCAGACCUCAAGUCCCCGUCUAAUGGAACAUUUCCCAAGUCGUGCUCUAAUGGUGGCGCAUUUUCCAAGUCCCCCUCUAUGGGUGGCGUAUUUCCCAAAUCCCCCUCUAAUAAUCGGCGUAUUCCUAAGUCACCCUUUAAGGGUGGCGCAUUUCCCAAGUCCCCGUCUUGUGGCGGGGUGUUUGAGGGGCUGCGGUGCCUGGUGGUGGAUGACAACGCGGUGAACCGCAUGGUGGUGGUGCAGCUGCUGAGGAACCUGCGAGUCUCGUGUGACGUGGCAGAGAAUGGGCACAAGGCCGUGGAGGCCUGCCGCUCCACCAACUACCACGUCAUCUUCAUGGAUUGUCACAUGCCUGUCAUGGAUGGGUUUGAAGCCACCACGCGCAUUCGAAAGCUACAAUCCAAAGGCGGGAUGGAAACCGCGAGAACUUCGACCCUGCCAGACACACAAUCGGCAUUGGAUGCUCGGAGGGGAGAGGAAAGCCCACACGACAGGGUUGUUCAAAGGUCCGCCAUCUAUGCUGUCACAGCUAGCGUGCUUAAGCAUGAAAGGGACCGAUGCGCAAGCGUGGGGAUGGAUGGGUUUAUUGCCAAACCAAUUAGUUCGCUUCUCCAGGCCGUUCCCGCUGUGCUGGUGGCCGUGAGCGCCGGGGACGCGAGAGAACAGCGGUUAGCGCAAUGCAGCGCUGCUCUCGCCGAUACGCUCGGCCUGCCGCAAUGCGACCUUUCCGGAAAGCGCGUGCAGUCGCUAGUUCACCCUUCCGAUAGAGCCGCCCUGGAGGCAACUGUGGGGGAGUGCGCAGCGGACAGCAGCAGGCGGAAGCGGCAGGUGUGGGUGCGGUUGGCAGUGCGAGCGCAGGGCGAGGAGGGGAAAGGCGGCGAGGGGGGCGAGGGGGGCGAGGGGGAGGCAUGGGGGGAAGGGAAGAGGGGCGCAGAGUUGGGAGAGGAGAAGAGGCGGGGCGCGGGAGGGGGAAAGGGAGGGGUGGCGAAUCGGGAUGGCAGCGGAAGCAGCAGCAGCAGCAGCAGCAGCAGCAGCAGCAGCAGCAGCAGCAGCAGCAGCAGUAAUGAGUGGCGGUGGUUUGAGGUGUCAGCGUCGCUUGCUGCACGCGCUACAAGCUCCACGAGUGUCAAGGAUGAGUCAAGUGAUCAAAGGAUGGUUCUCUGCACCUUCCUGGAUGCCACGGAGCAGAGGCUGCGUCAGGUGCUGAUGCUGCAGCAGCUGAGGGAGUGUGCGCAGCUCGCCACACCAUCGCGCUCCAUACCUCCUCAACUGCCCCCCGGUGCCCCUCAAAUUGCUAUCGCUGAUGCUGCUACCGCUGAUGCUGCUACCGCUGAUGCUGCUGGCGCUGACUCUGCUGCCACCGACACUGCUGCCGUUGACACUGACCCUCCUGGUGCUGCUCCCUCCGGUGCCGCUCCUUCUGGUGUUCACCCCACUAAUGGCGCGGCCGGGCAUGCUCAUGGUUCUUCUGUUCAUGCUGCCGCUGUGGCAAGUGGUGCUGCUGCUGCCAAUGGUGCUGGUGCUGAUGGUGCUGGUGGUGGUGGUGCUGGUGGUGGUGGUGGUGGUGAUGAUGGCGGUGGGGCAGAGGGGCGGGUGUGCCUGUGGAAGGAGGCGGAGUGGUUGAUAGAGCAAGUGAAGGAGGCGUUGCUCCUGGGCCACGAGAAUGCCAAGUUCCGAGCCAUCUUUGACCUCUCCAUUGACCCCAUCCAAGUCUUCACAAUCCCUGACUGGACCCUCCGCGACUGCAACGACGCCACGGUGAAAAUCAUUGGUUACCCUUCCAAAGCGGCCGCACUCGCCAACCUCAGCAUCGUCAAGCAGUCCCCCGAGUUCCAGCCGAACGGGCGGCGCAGUUUGGACUAUUUCCUGGAGAUUCUGGACGAGAUUUUGAAAGAGGGCGGCCUGCCACCGUUUGAGUGGGACAUGUUCUCUUUGGAUGGCACCCCCUGCACGGUUCUAGUCAAGGGCAAGGUGGUGUCGGUGAACGGGAUCUCGUACUACGUAUCGGUGUGGCACGACAUAACGGAGAUGAAGCGCAAGGAGGAGGAGCUGAAGGCGGCCAAGGAGGCGGCAGAGGCGGGCAAUGAAGCCAAGAACCGGUUCCUGGCGAACAUGAGCCAUGAGCUGCGCACCCCCAUGAAUGGCGUCAUCGGCGUCGCCGAGCUGCUCCUCCGCACACCCCUCACCCCGCAGCAGCGCUCCUACGUCGACGUCAUCUCGUCGUCCGGAAACACGCUCAUUCAUAUCAUAUCGGACGUGCUAGACAUCUCGAGGAUCGAGACGAAAUCCCUUGUUCUCGAUCACUCCCCGUUCAACCUCCACCACACUGUGAAUGAGGCCGUGGAGGCAGUGAGGAUCGCUGCCGAAAGUAAGAAGCUUAAGUUGCAGAGCCGGGUGGGCGGGGGCGUGCCGGAGUGGGUGGAGGGGGAUCAGCUGCGGGUGAGGCAGAUUCUGCUCAAUCUGCUCUCCAACGCCAUCAAGUUCACCGACCACGGCCAAGUCCUCCUCUCCAUAGCCCUCUCCCGCAACCCCUUUGAAUCCGAAGCCGGUGGGGAAGUUUGUCACGUUGUGGCCUCGCCAGGUGCGGAUGAGGGGAGGGUGGCAGGAGAGGCAGGGAGGCGUGCAGGCGGAGAGGUAGAGCAGGGGAUGGAGGACGCUGAGUGUGCUGGGGAGCAGGAGGGAGAGGAGGAUCAGCUAAGGCAUGACAGUAUGCAUUACAGCUCCCUUUUGGAAACUUCAUCAGCAGCAACAGCAAGAGCAGGGGAGGCAGAGGGUGCGGCCAUGGAUGAGGAGUUAGCAAAGCAGAGGCUUAGAGAGGAUCUGGAUCGCAUCAUGAACGAGCCCUGGGUGCUCACUCCCGCCACUGCUUCCCUUGCUGCCGCCCAGGCCGGCCUCGCUGCUGCCGCCUCGCUCUCCUCCUGCCCCUCCCGAGCAUCGGACUCACCUGCUGUGGCGCCGGCUGUGGCACCGGCUGUAGCGGCUGUAGCAGGUGGUGCAGGCACGGCAGCGACGGGUGCUUGGGUGCCGGCUGUAGCAGGAGCAGGGGAGGCUAUGGAUGUAGCAGGUGCACCAGCAGGCGAUUCGAUGACAGCAGGUCAGAGUUCAAACCUAUGGUCAAGUGAGGGCAUGGAUGUAGCAGGUGCACCAGCAGGCGAUGCGGUGACAGCAGGUCAGAGCAUGGAUGUAGCAGGCAGCUCAGGCAUGGCAGCAGCGGCACUGGAGCAUUUCACUUCAGAAGCUGCAGCUGCUGCAGCAGAUGGAGGGGACGAUAUGAGGUGCUCAGAUGAUCUGGCACUUGCUGCUGUUGCCGGCUCUGCUGACGCUCAUGCUGCAGCCGAUGCUGCUGCCUCCGUCCCCUCUUUCCACCCCCACACCCCUACCCUAGUCAAUUUUGCUAAACCAAUAGAAGGAACGAAAGCGGGCCGGGGUGAGCGGGCGGGAGAAAGCAACAUGGAAGCGAGGAGAGACGUUGGCGGCAAGAAGAACAGCAGGAGAUCCGGUGGAGAAGAGGAGGGGGUGAAGGGGCAGGCGCGGGUGUGGGUGAGAGUUGACGUGAAGGAUACAGGCAUGGGCCUAUCAGCAGACGCGAUGACGCGCCUCUUCUCGCCCUUCUGGCAGGUGGACGACUCCUCGUGCCGCAAGCACGGCGGCACGGGCCUGGGUCUCUCCAUCUGUCGCUCGCUCGCGGCGCUCAUGGGGGG
Messenger RNA from Closterium sp. Yama58-4, 12695 nucleotides. The record is from the annotation of a GenBank genome assembly. Lineage: Eukaryota; Viridiplantae; Streptophyta; Zygnematophyceae; Desmidiales; Closteriaceae.